Cryptotermes secundus is the source of this 1562-nucleotide messenger RNA. It is a transcript of the gene Taz, whose product is annotated as tafazzin homolog. Gene Ontology annotation, molecular function: 1-acylglycerophosphocholine O-acyltransferase activity. Lineage: Eukaryota; Metazoa; Arthropoda; Insecta; Blattodea; Kalotermitidae. The record is from RefSeq and is a predicted model, not a curated record. Gene Ontology annotation, cellular component: mitochondrial membrane. The transcript has 4 exons. Gene Ontology annotation, biological process: cardiolipin acyl-chain remodeling; inner mitochondrial membrane organization. Bases 162 to 950 code for a protein of 262 amino acids.
GCAUAAUCGACAUCACAUACAGCAAUCAGUGUAAAUCAGUGACAGACAGUGAUUUAUUUUGCAGCUGUUUCAAGAUGUCCUCCAUGUAUAGAAAAGGAGGCAACAAAAUUGUUUACAUGUAGCAAUUUUUCUAUGUAGUACUUAGGCUGUUGUAGCGAAAUAUGUACGAUAUCAAUUGGAUAUUUCCAGCAUUGAAACAACCAUCUCGGCUCUGGAAUUUAGCGAGUUCAAUUACGUUUGCAGCAGUUGGAAUUUUUAGCAAAAUUAUCAUAGAAUGGCUGAAUACAACAAAUGUGUAUAACAAAGAUAUUUUAGUCAAAGCCCUGGACCACAGACCACAUAAUGUUCCACUCAUCACUGUGUCUAAUCAUCAUUCUUGCUUUGAUGAUCCAGGAUUAUGGGCUUGUCUGAGCCUUAAACACGUCUGCAGUCGCAAGAAGAUGAGAUGGUCACUAGCAGCCCAUGAUAUUUGUUUUACAAAUGUUUUCCAUUCAUACUUCUUCAUGCUUGGCAAAUGUGUACCGGUUAUCAGGGGAAAUGGGGUUUACCAGAAAGCCAUUGACUUUUGCAUAGAGCAGUUACGUAAAGGUCAGUGGGUUCAUGUGUUUCCUGAGGGACGAGUCAAUAUGACCAAAGAAUUUUUGAGGCUGAAGUGGGGGAUUGGACGACUAAUUUAUGAAUCACCUGUGAUGCCCAUUAUUAUACCAAUGUGGCAUAUUGGUAUGGAUAACAUCCUUCCCAAUGAACCUCCCUAUUAUCUUCGGAUACGUAACAAGGUUACUCUUAACUUCGGCAAACCAAUUGAUUUUGGAAACAUGUUGGAGCAGCUAAGAUCAAAAAAUGUAUCAGCACAGGAAGCUAGGAAAACUAUUACAGAUAAAAUUCAAGAUGAACUAAUGUCUUUGAAGGCUGAAACAGAGCAGCUGCAUCUAAUUAGCUUGCGUUCUUGAUACAGGACCUUCCCUCGAAAGCAUUCAGACUAACAGGGAUGCUGGGAAUUCGAGGAUAAUUCACAAAGAAAUUAAGGGAAAUCAGCAUGAGUUAUGGAGGACAGAUGAAUGUUUAGUGUUUGUGUGUACUGUUGUAACCAUUCCACUGUCAGUGUUAAGUUCAGUGCAACCCUGUCUUAGGACUUAAGAUUACCAUAAUUUGGUCUUUAUGGAAAUUUGUGUAAGUAUUACAAUUUUUUAAACACAAAAAUCAAAACAACAAAUUCUACCAAAACUAUUGCCUUAAGUGAUGAUUAUUUGUUACAAAAUUUGGAUCUCAUAUGCACAUGCAUUAGUGGCAUAAAGGGAUGGCAAGUGUUGUGUUUGCUAUUCCCAGCUUAUUUUAAUUUGUGCCCUGUAUUACCCUUACUUAAGUAAUAAAGUUUAAUACAACCCUGAACCAAAAUAAUUUCCAUGGAAAUGCAUAUCGAUUGUUGAAAGAUAUGAUUCAUAUUAUAAAAUCUCAUGAUACUCAUUUUCCAGAACAUGGACCUUUUCUAAAGGAGGGGUAAAAAGGUAAAAGAAGGGGGGGGGACUAUCCCUGUAACAGGCUGUGGAAGCCUGUUACAGGGU